CUUGAAAGUGCUUCUAGCCUCACGCCACCCGAAUUACGACGAGGUCCGGGACGUCCGAGAAAGAUUCAAAAUAAGGACAAACAAGUUGUAUUUGAACUACGCGGGAAACCCUUUGGACUCAGAGAUGGUCAGACAGAUUCCAUGUAUCAGCUGUGUAGAGCCUGGAUGCGUGGCAAGGCCAGCGAACCGCCGGAACCACAGCCUAUUGUACCACCACCCGUUGAUACCUCAUUGGAUCUUCUCGUUAUGAGAGAUAUCACAGCGCUACCGCGAGCACGAUCUCCAUAUCCAGAAGAAUCGGAAUGGCCUGACAAGGCAACUAUUGACAAAUUUGACUCGAAUGUUGAUCCAAAUAAUUUAUUGGCAUUGCGCCAAGAAUAUGCUAGGCAUUGGAAACAAGUCAAGGCUGGGUGGAGAGCACACACAAGAAGACGAGCUCAACGAUAUCAUAGAAGUAUACGAUUGCUGGAAACAGUUUAUCAAAUUAAUCAAGACAAUACUGCUUGA
Strongylus vulgaris is the source of this 507-nucleotide messenger RNA. The record is from the annotation of a GenBank genome assembly. Lineage: Eukaryota; Metazoa; Nematoda; Chromadorea; Rhabditida; Strongylidae.